This is a messenger RNA of Paramecium pentaurelia, 513 nucleotides long. The record is from the annotation of a GenBank genome assembly. Lineage: Eukaryota; Ciliophora; Oligohymenophorea; Peniculida; Parameciidae.
AUGAAAUUCCUAAUAUUAAUUGGGUAGGUUUUAGCAUCAGAUUAGGUUCAAUUAUAUUCAAUCAAUCCAAACAAUCAAUCCAUGCUUCAAUCUGUUGAUAAGUCUAAAUUAAAUGAAUCAUUAGUAUUACAAAUAUCUAUUAAAUUUAUAGCAUCCCGAAGUGCGUCCGAUAUUACCUAAAUCAAAAUCAAAUUAAAUAAAAGGUGCUAAAAUUGAUCAGAUAAAAGGUGUAAGAAUCUUUAUAUCUUAAGAGAUGUCUUUAUUUUAUUAAUAAUUUUUAGUACUAAUGGAUUGAAUUCCCUGAUUUAGAUUCUGCUUCUUUUGAGAAACAUAAUAUUGCUGAUGGAGAGUAUUAUGGAAGAUUGCAAGGUUGAAAUAGAGAAGAAGAUGGAGUUUUAUCUCUCAAAAAGAAGCCAAUAUAAAAAGGUAUAUUUUUAUUGAUGGAUUAGGAGAAUGUCAUUAUUCUGAUGGUACAAUCUUUAAUGGAAUUGGAAAUAAGAUAAUCUUAAUGAU